CCUCGCUGCCGCCGCGGGCCCUGGCUCCGUCGCCGCCGCUUCCCCGCCCCUCGCGGCGGGAGGCGGCGCGCGGACUACGCUCCCCGGCGUGCCCCGCGCGGGGCGGCCGCGGCCGAGCCGGGGCGGCGGCGCGCGGGGCGUGCCGGGAGCGGUAGUCCGCGGCGCGGCUCUAACGGUCCCGCUGGUGGUACUCUCCCCCCCCGCCUCCCCUCGGCCUGCCCCCUCCCCCACUCGCUGGCGGCUGCGGGAAGAGACAGGAGCCGCGGAGGAGGAGGAGGAGGAGGAGGAGGAGGAGGAGGAGGAGGAGGGGGAGCGCGCCGCCGCCGACACCGGCAGAGGGGACGUCGCCGCCGCCGCCGCCGCCGCGCGAGCCGCCGCAGUUGCAGAGUUGUGGAAUGCUGUGAGGACUCCACCUGCCCUGCAGCCAUAGGCAGAUCGCUGUCUGCAUCAGCCCCAUCAGAAGGACGUUCAUCUACAAGAGAGUUCCCCGUCUUCCACGAUGAACCCUGUUUACAGCCCCGUUCAACCUGGGGCUCCCUACGGAAACCCCAAGAACAUGGCGUAUACAGGUUAUCCGACGGGAUACCCCACUGCUGCCCCAGCCUACAACCCAAACAUGUAUCCAACCAGCAGCCCUGGCUAUGCCCCAGCCACACUUCUGAUGAAGCAGGCCUGGCCGCAGACGUCCUCCUCCUGUGCCACCGAGGGCACCUUCCACCUCCCCGUGGACACUGGGACCGAGAACAGAACUUACCAAGCUUCUUCUGCAGCAUUCAGGUACACCGCGGGGACCCCCUACAAGGUCCCACCGACCCAGAGCAACAACGCGCCUCCGCCCUACUCGCCGUCCCCGAAUCCGUACCAGACGGCCAUGUACCCCAUCAGAAGUGCCUACCCCCAGCAGAACCUGUACACCCAGGGCGCUUACUACACCCAGCCCGUGUACGCGGCCCAGCCCCACGUCAUCCAUCACACCACCGUGGUGCAGCCCAACAGCAUCCCGUCGGCCAUCUACCCGGCCCCUGUCGCCGCGCCCCGCACCAACGGCGUGGCCAUGGGCAUGGUCGCCGGCACCACCAUGGCCAUGUCGGCAGGGACGCUGCUGACCACGCCGCAGCACACGGCCCUGGGCGCCCACCCCGUGUCCGUGCCCACGUACCGGGCGCAGGGCACCCCCGCCUACAGCUACGUGCCGCCCCACUGGUAAAGCCGCCGGCCCCCCACACCCGCCCCCCCGGCACCCCCCCAGCCCGGCCCCAAGGCAAACGCCCCCCCGCCGGCGACAGAGCCCCAGGGGCACUUUAUGCAUCCUUUAGUGGGUUUUGUAAAAGCUGCUUUUUUUCUAAUCUCCUGCUUUUUUUUUUUUUGCCCCCCCCUUCCGGAGCGUGCAACACCCCUACGGACACGGAGCGAUAGCGAAGGUCCCGCUCCGGUGGGUUUGCAGCCCGGCGCACCGUUGCUCCCUGUCCGUUCGGGUCCUUGGCCGAUUUAGGGACUUUUCCAUCAUUUUCCCCCCGCCUCCUCGGUGUCGGCAGCAAGCGGCUGGGUCUCGCCGGGCUCAGCCGAGCGGUUCCCGCGGGAAAAACGCGCCCGCCGGCUGCCCCGAGGCCGGACGCACUUCGUUACACUGAUGGUAAAUUAUUUAAUCUUCCAUAAUAGGUCACCGGGGGGGGGGGGGUUUGCGGGAAAAAAAGUGGUGUCUUCCAGCUGGCUGCGGUGGGCGAGACUUAAUGCAGCCUCUGCCGGGACCCGGCUUGGGGAGCAGGAUGCGGCCGCGGCGGCGGGACCCCCCCGGCGCGGGGGCAGCGCGGCAGGGCGAAGCCAUAGCAAUAAAUAGCGUCGCCUCCCGCGCCGGGGUUAAUGCUGUUUUUUUUUUCCCUUUUUAACCCCCUAAAAGGAGGGGAAAAAGGGGAAAAGAAAAGCUGGGGUGGGUUUUUUUUUCCCCUCCGGCGGGUCCGAAGCAUCGCGGCCGGCGGCACCGCAGCGGCUCGGGCGAGCGUCGCGCUUUCUCGCCAAGGAAAAGGAGGAAAAUAACAACCAAAAAAGAAAAAAACACCCCCAAAAAGUGGAUAAGCGCGUGGGGUUGCCCCCCCACGCCGGCUCAGCGGCUUUAAGACCUGCACCGUAAAGCCAGGCUUGCGAAGGGGGGAAAAAAACCCAAAUUAAAAUAUGUUUUACGAGUCCCGGAGGCGCCGCGCCGCCCAGCGGCUGAGCCCCCGCCGUCCCCAGCGGGGGAACAACCCCUAAAACCUAUUUUUUUGGCGGUUCCCAGCUGUGAUUUAAGUGCUUUUUAAUUUUUUUUCCCUUUUUUUUUUAACCCACAAAGUGUUAUUUAAGUUUCGGGGGGGGUCGAGGAGGGUUGUUCGGCUGUGCUGACCCGGCGGGAGAGCAACGCCAGCCGGCGGCUAUGGGCAAAUCCAGUUUUUUGGGAAUAUUUUUUUUCCAUCAAAAAAAAAAAAAUUGCAAAAUGUUCAGUGCGCGCUUCGCUGUGCCCCCCGCUUUUUUUUUCCCCCCCG
Molecule: messenger RNA, 2516 nt
Organism: Dromaius novaehollandiae (emu)
Lineage: Eukaryota; Metazoa; Chordata; Aves; Casuariiformes; Dromaiidae
Gene: FAM168A
Product: family with sequence similarity 168 member A
Exons: 8
Coding region: 500-1207 (235 amino acids)
Biological process (GO): positive regulation of base-excision repair
Source: RefSeq, a predicted model, not a curated record